GUGAUGUGGCAGCUCUGGAUCGUAGUCGCGGUGUUCGCCGCAGCCCGCGCCGACAACACCACCCUUCGCUACGAGGCACCCGAGGACUGCAACUGGUGGCUCAGGGACCCGGAGGAGGUUGCUCUCUCCUGUUCUCUUCGCACUAUCAACUCCGAAUACGACACUACCAACUUCACCGUUAUCCCACCCGAGCACACUACCGCUUUGAGGAUACGAUGUGACCAUAAUAUCAUGUCCCGUAGUACAUUAGACCAAAGGAGUUUUGCUCAUCUAGCCAAACUCAGAGAACUGGAUUUGGAAUAUUGCAAACUGACGAAACUUGUCAAUGGAGUGUUCGACGGCCUAGAAGACCUCAGAAGUCUCUCCAUCCGGACUCACAACACCGAUUAUCCAGCAUUUAGCCUAGAAUUGUCGCCUGACACCUUCGCAUCAGUGAAGCAAUUAGAAAAGCUAGACCUAGGACUGAACAAUAUUUGGUCUUUCCCGGAAAACAUAUUUUGUCCCAUGACCCAGUUAGUAAGCCUUAACGUGAGUGGUAAUCGACUACAAGACAUCAGCGACCUGGGUUUCAGAGAGAAGACGCCACCUCCACAACCUCUGAUCAGCGGUCCGGAAGCGGGCGCUAGUGAAGAUAAGACCAUCCAGACACCUUGUACUAUGGAUAUUCAAGUCCUAGAUAGCUCAGGUAAUCAUUUUGUAUUAAUGCCUAUGAACGGUUUUAGCGCCCUUCGAAGACUUAAAGAGUUAUACAUUCACGACAAUGAAAUUUCCAUGGUAACGGACAGGGCGCUCGCCGGACUUCGACACCUGACUCAUUUCGAUCUGUCCAACAAUAAAGUUGUAGCUCUCCCACCCGAAUUGUUUAGGGAAUGUGCCGAUUCGAUAAAAGAAAUAUAUCUACGGAACAAUUCCAUAAGUGUCCUUUCUCCGGGCCUAUUUGCCAAUCUCAAUCAGCUGAUAGCGUUAGAUCUGUCAAGGAAUCAACUCACAAGUGCUUGGAUAAAUAGUGGAACAUUUUCCGGUCUUAUUCGCCUCGUUUUGUUGAAUUUAUCCUAUAACAAAAUAUCGAAACUAGAUCCUUCAUUUUUUCAUGAUCUGUAUACCCUUCAGAUUUUAAAUUUAGAACACAACUCAAUUGAAGCCAUAUUACCGGACACAUUUACGCCAAUGAAUAAUUUACACACAUUGGUUUUAUCUCAUAACAAAAUCAGUUAUCUCGAUGCCUAUGCUUUAAACGGCCUAUACGUAUUGAGCCUUUUAUCAAUGGACAGUAAUCAGUUAGAAAAUAUUCACGCCGAAGCCUUCAAAAACUGUACUAGCCUCCAAGACCUCAAUUUGAACGGUAAUAAAUUGGCACAGGUGCCACUGGCACUCCGUGACAUGAGGUUAUUAAGAACAGUCGACCUCGGGGAGAACUACAUCUCGAACGUUGAUGUGCCGGGCUUUGUCGGCAUGACCAACCUGUACGGCCUCCGCUUAAUAGGAAAUUAUGUGACCAACAUUAGCCAAACAACCUUCGCCGAUCUUCCUUCAUUACAGAUAUUAAACCUGUCACGGAACAAGAUACGAAAAAUACAAAGCGGAGCCUUUGAUGUCAACCACAACCUCCAGGCAAUCCGGUUAGAUGCUAAUCAAUUGACCCACAUGAAGGGUAUCUUUUCCGACGUUUCCAGCCUCGUCUGGCUCAACAUCUCAGAUAAUAACAUUCAGUGGUUCGAUUACUCUCUCCUUCCACCCGGCCUGCAAUGGCUAGAUUUACACAAGAACAACAUCGCUGAGCUUGAAAACAUUUACAACUUGGGAGCGGAACUCAAACUUCAAACAUUAGAUGUGAGUUUUAACAAACUUACCAAAGUAACGGCUGCUUCAAUCCCCGAUAGCGUUGAGCUGUUAUUUAUGAAUGAUAAUCUAAUCACUUCUGUUGAGCCACACACGUUUAUAAAGAAAACAAAUCUUUCAAGAGUUGAUUUAUAUGCCAACCAAAUCGAGGGGAUGGAACUCAGCGCUCUUUACUUGACACCCGUUGCAAAAGAUCGCCCUCUUCCAGAAUUUUACAUUGGAGGCAAUCCUUUUCAAUGCGAUUGUACAAUGGAAUGGCUUCAGAGGAUUAAUCAGUUGGACUACCUCCGUCAACAUCCUCGUGUUAUGGACUUAGAAGCGAUAUACUGUAAGCUUUUGUACAAUCGAGAAAGGCUAUAUAUUCCUUUAGUAGAGGCGGAAUCAUAUCAGUUUCUGUGUUCGUAUAAGACGCACUGUUUUGCACUCUGUACAUGUUGCGAUUUUGAUGCGUGUGAUUGUGAAAUGACUUGUCCUCAGAACUGUACUUGUUAUCAUGAUCAGUCAUGGGCUGCAAAUAUCGUAGAUUGCACCUCAGUGGGCUAUACUCAAAUUCCAAGUAGUAUCCCAAUGGAUGCAACAGAAGUUUACUUAGAUGGUAACAGCUUUGGAAAGUUGACUAGCCAUUCUUUUAUUGGUAGAAAAAAUUUAGUAGUGCUGUACGCUAAUAAUUCAAAUAUAGUCGCGGUUUAUAAUCAUACAUUCACGGGGCUUAGAAGAUUAGUUAGUCUGCACUUAGAAAGUAACCAUAUUAAAGAACUAUUAGGGUUCGAAUUCGCUAGUUUGAUAAGCUUAAAAGAACUGUAUCUCCAUAGCAAUUUGAUAGAAUACAUCGAUAAUAGAACCUUCACUGGCCUAAAACAGCUUGAAAUUCUACGUCUUGAUAAUAAUAGACUUUUAAAAUUUGAAGUUACACAGUUCAGUGCGAAUCCCUAUCUAGUAGAAAUCAGUUUAUCAGGAAAUCCUUGGUCCUGUGACUGCAAAUAUCUACAAGAUUUGAGUGGUUGGUUAGGUACACAUUAUGCUAAAGUCAUCGAUGCCAAGCAUAUUUCCUGUGUUAUGAACAAUCGUACAAAUUCGCUUGGAAGUGUUGUAAAGGAUUUUAAUUCCACUUCCUGUUCUCCUUAUGCAGGAGGUUCUAGAGGGAUAGUGGAUAGGAAAGUUCUACAAGACUAUAUACCGCUUGUACUUUUGGCAUCUCUAGCUUUCAUAGCAUGCGUGAUUUUAUUUUGCGGGUUAUUUGUAUAUGGCAGAGAACUGAGAAUUUGGGUUUACUCCAGUUGUGGGCUGAGGAUGUGCUAUAGAAGUCCGGGGUUUGAAGACGACAGCGACAGAAUUUUUGAUGCUUACAUAACCUACUGCGUCAAAGAUGAAGGGUUCGUCACUCAAGUCCUAGCUCCGGGUCUUGAGUCUCAGUUCCGAUUGUGCCUCCACUACCGCGACUUCAACUUGACCGCUUACGUGGCUGACACAGUUACCGAGGCGGUCGAAUCCUCCAAGCGGACAAUUGUGGUCAUAUCAAGGAACUUUCUAGUCUCCGAGUGGGGUAGGUUCGAGUUCAAGUCUGCCCUACAUGAGUUGCUGAAGGAGAGGAGGCGAAGAUUGGUAGUGGUGCUCCUAGGAGACCUGAGUCCCCAUGAGAUGGACCCAGAGCUAAGGCUCUACUUGAAGGCCAACAUCUGCCUGCACUGGGGCGAGCGGCACUUCUGGGAGAAGCUCCGUUUCGCGAUGCCAGAGCCGUCCAGGCGGCCUGCCUGCCUUCCGCCUCAGGAACAGCAGCCCAAACUCGUCCUUGAACCUCAUCUUCUCUGGGCAUAGCGACUACAAUACUACAGGUAUCGCCAAGGAAGAGGGCGGAUUAGAAGAAAUGACGAUUACUGUGAUACUACAUUAACAUAUUCUUGACUGUAUAUUUUUCAUUAAAUUUAAAUUAAGGUUGAAGUUUUCCUAUUUAAGCUUUGUUAUAUGGCAUGC
Messenger RNA from Nezara viridula (southern green stink bug), 3810 nucleotides. NCBI's taxonomy places the organism in Eukaryota, Metazoa, Arthropoda, Insecta, Hemiptera, Pentatomidae. The record is from the annotation of a GenBank genome assembly.